AUGUUGCGCUCGCAGGCUACAAGGCGACUCGCCUUGCUUGCCAUACAACCUCAAUGGAUAUGCCCGAAAUGUCUGCCGCACCGGCUCUACUCGCAGAAGCCAGAGAAGCGCGAGCCUCCUGACCACCGGAAGCUGGGCCACCAGCAAGAGCUCUUCAUCACAUCUGUCUUCAGCCCCGGCUCGCCAAUCUUUCUCCCCAAUGGAGCGCGCAUAUUCAAUCGACUCGUAGAUUUCCUCCGAAAGCAAUACGUGCGAUACGGCUUCGAGGAAGUUAUUACCCCAACGAUAUACAAAAAGUCGUUAUGGGCCAAGUCUGGCCAUCUCGAGAACUAUGCGGAUGACAUGUACACAGUCAUUGGAAACAAGCGAGCAGCGGCGCUCGAGCAUUCAGAGGAUUGCUGCAGCACAGAAGCAAACAAAAGAGCCAUGGUCGAAGACGAGGACGACAGCGAAUACGGUCUCAAGCCCAUGAAUUGUCCUGGCCAUUGCCUCAUCUUCGCGUCGAAACUGCACAGCUAUCGGGACUUGCCAGUACGGUACGCCGACUUCAGCCCUCUCCACCGAAACGAAAUAUCAGGCGCGCUCUCUGGGCUCACGAGAGUACGCCGCUUCCACCAGGACGACGGCCACAUCUUUUGCCGCCCCAGCCAAGUGGAGGACGAGAUCAAGAAGACGCUCGACUUUGUCAAGGUUGUCUAUACCACCCUGAAAUUUGGUGUGAGCUAUCGGUUGGCGCUGUCUACGAGGCCAAAGGACCACUUUAUCGGGACGGAAGACGAAUGGAACAGAGCCGAAGAUCGUCUUCGCCGCGCCCUUGACAAGUCAGGCAUGCCGUGGAGCGUCAACGAAGGCGAUGGCGCCUUUUACGGGCCGAAGAUUGAUAUUGUACUCAAGGACUCGGACGGGAAGGAACACCAAACCGCCACGGUUCAGCUCGACUUCCAGCUGCCGAAGCGAUUCGAGCUAGAAUACCAGGCACCCGCUCCCGAAUACGAGGCCCGCGGCGAAACCACAGAAGAUCCUGCUCUGCUGGCAGAGUAUGGCCCUGUUCGGCCAGUCAUGAUUCACCGCGCCGUGCUCGGUUCUGUGGAGCGUCUUAUGGCCCUUCUCAUUGAAAACUACAACGGCAAAUGGCCAUUUUGGCUUAAUCCGAAGCAAGCCAUUAUUCUCACCGUCAACACAACUGAUCCCGUUGUGGGCUGGGCAGAAAAGGUCCGUGACGUCUUGUUAGGCAACCUCCCAAAGUCAUACACUGGUGAUGAGCCUCCGGCGCCAGACGCUGGUAUCGCCUUGUCAGGACAAACAGGUCUCUCAGUGGACAUGGACACCACCGCUAGGUCACUGGGCGCAAAGAUAAGAGAGGCGCGCAAUAAUGGCUACAGCCAGAUCCUCGUUGUUGGCGAUGCAGAUGUGCAAAACAAGCAAGUCAGUCUCGGCAAAGAGCGUAUAUCACCUGGCGAGAUGAGAGAUAGAAUGAUGCAGAUGGUGGACCGUUUUGAAUAG
This is a messenger RNA of Akanthomyces muscarius, 1503 nucleotides long. RefSeq lists its product as uncharacterized. Gene Ontology annotation, biological process: threonyl-tRNA aminoacylation. Gene Ontology annotation, cellular component: cytoplasm. The transcript has a single exon. Bases 1 to 1503 code for a protein of 500 amino acids. NCBI's taxonomy places the organism in Eukaryota, Fungi, Ascomycota, Sordariomycetes, Hypocreales, Cordycipitaceae. The record is from RefSeq and is a predicted model, not a curated record. Gene Ontology annotation, molecular function: ATP binding; threonine-tRNA ligase activity.